AUGGAGCAAAAUAAAGUGCCGUCACAGUUUCCGUUUCCACCGCACAACGAUGGUUUUGAACGUUUUCGUUCUGGUGCAGAGGUGGUCGAAGGUGCGCCACGGUCCCGAAGGCCUGUCGUCGAAAAUUGCGAUAAAAUCGCUGAAUUGAUCGAAAAAGAUCGGCAUAGUAGCAGCCGUAGCAUCGGUCAAGAGCUGGGCAUGAGUCAUCAAACCGUUAUAAACCAUUUGAAGAAGCUUGGAGACACUAAGAAGCUCGAUGUAUGGGUGCCAUACGAAUUGACGCAAAAGAACAUCUUUGUCCGUAACGACGCAUGCGAAUCGCUUCUAAAUCGCAACAAAAUCGACCUGUUUUUAAAGCGGAUGACUGGCGAUAAAAAGUGGAUCACUUACGACAACGUGAAGCGCAAACGGUCGUGGUCCAAGCCUGGAUUAACGGCCAGGAGGGUUCUUCUGUGUGUUUAG
Drosophila ananassae is the source of this 462-nucleotide messenger RNA. RefSeq names its product histone-lysine N-methyltransferase SETMAR-like. Bases 1 to 462 code for a protein of 153 amino acids. The record is from RefSeq and is a predicted model, not a curated record. Gene Ontology annotation, molecular function: nucleic acid binding. Lineage: Eukaryota; Metazoa; Arthropoda; Insecta; Diptera; Drosophilidae. The transcript has a single exon.